Lodderomyces beijingensis is the source of this 741-nucleotide messenger RNA. Lineage: Eukaryota; Fungi; Ascomycota; Pichiomycetes; Serinales; Debaryomycetaceae. The record is from the annotation of a GenBank genome assembly.
AUGGGCAUUUCUGAACUUUUCCUCAUCGCUUCAGGCGCCAUCCAGCUAUCUACACUCUUGCUUCAAUUCCGAUACAACAACUUCAGAAAAUCCAUAGCUGGUCUAUCAUACGAUUACAUCACUUUGCAAUGUCUUGCACUAGUUGCAUCGACAUCUUCCACAAUCCUAUAUGCUUCACUGCGCGUGUCGUCCCUUUACACCGCGAGGUUCAACGUGCCGACGCCCCCCAUAAGUUACCCCACGCUAUUCAUCGAGUUGGUGCAACUCGUGCCCUGCGCUUUGUUAUUGACGCAACAACUAUGGACUUUGCGGGCGACGAAGCAGUUCUAUCAAGGCUGCAGUAGACACAUGGCUGGUUUCAUCCUAUUCACUUGCAUUCCGUUCUUUUAUUUCGCCAAAUGUUGCUUCAUGGGCCAGGCCAAGAUCAACUUGUUGGAUGUGAUCGACUCGAUUUGGCUUUUGGGUAAAAGUUGGGGCGCGGUGUGCUUGGUGCCUCAAGUGGCCAACAACUGGUUUGCUGAGUCUACGCUUGGUCUUUUCCCGCAUUGGAUGGUUUUCGCUGUGGCGACUGUGGGGUUGGAGACUUUGGCGCGAUGGAGUCAAGGUAGUUGGACGGAGAUAAGCGUCAACUCGCCUAGCUGGCCCACGAUUGUCUUGCGUGGAUCUACUAUUGGAGCUAUAGCAUUGCAGGGUAGGGCCUAUGGAGAUCCAGAUGAGCCAGUGCAUUACAAAUCGGUAUGA